Messenger RNA from Haliotis rubra (blacklip abalone), 4265 nucleotides. Its product is annotated as deoxynucleoside triphosphate triphosphohydrolase SAMHD1-like. Gene Ontology annotation, molecular function: dGTPase activity. The record is from RefSeq and is a predicted model, not a curated record. The coding region runs from base 1022 to 1645 and encodes 207 amino acids. The transcript has 8 exons. Gene Ontology annotation, cellular component: nucleus. Gene Ontology annotation, biological process: dGTP catabolic process. Lineage: Eukaryota; Metazoa; Mollusca; Gastropoda; Lepetellida; Haliotidae.
GGAAAUAACUGCAUAACAUAAAUACUCGCUCCUACAUAGGGUAUGCGCACAAACCACGGUAUCCAACCUCUUUCAUGUAAAUAAACAUAAUCAUCGAUGAUUGGCCUAUCGAUCACCACUCAUUACACCUACCAAUUCUUUAUUAAUAUUUCUGCAAGUGGAUUGAUGCCGAUUUGGACCCUCAACUGAACAAUCUAGUCAUAAAUGGAUGAUGGUAGGUCCGCACAAAACGGGGUUGUAGUCAAUCCUCGCAAAGAUACGAGGGCCUGUGAUUUUAUCUACUCUUUCUAAAUUUCGACAGAUAAAAUUGGUAAACACAGUCAUUAAUACUGUCAAUGCAUAUUAGUGAGAUUCCACAUCAACACUCCAUAUUUACCCUACGCAUGUGCAGUUUUAUGUGUCAGUAAUUAUUACUAAUACUUACUGCCAACUUAUCAAAUCGAGUACACAAAUUCAAAUAUUCAACUUUGUUAAUGUCUUUUCUUCAAUCUGUCUGUAUUAUGUUUCAGUACAUUUGGCUUACAUCUAUCGGUAGAGUAUUGGAUACUCCCUGUAUUGGCACAAUGGCUUCCAAACUGCAGUCCUACUUUAAAGACGCCAUCAAGGUUAUCUAAACGUGUGACCAGAUGCAUUUUCUAUUUGUGUUGACUGCAGGAGGCCAAUAACGUGUACGACAUGUUUCACACUCGGAUGAUGUUACACCGACGAGCCUACCAGCACGAAGUUAAAAUUGGAGUGGAGCUCAUGUAUGUACAGCUACACAUUCUACGGUAUUGAAAGACUAUAUGAAACAACGAGAACGUAGGAGACCUCAUCGAAUACACACUCACGAUAUAACUGUUUGUGCAUUUAACUCGUUUCUCAAAAGCAAAACAGGAGAACCUUAUAAAUCGUAGCUGUAUUCUAAAUAUACUGAUUGUGCAUUUUCAGGAUUGUCGAUACACUCCAGAAGGUUGACAACAUCGUAUGGAUACCGGGAAGGGAUGGUGUAGGCCUAAAAAUAUCCCAAUGUAUUGAUGAUAUGGUGGCCUACUCCAAGCUGAAUGACAGCAUCCUUCAAGUCGUGGAGCUUCCUUUAACUCUGGAAACAAGUCAAUCCCCCAAACAAAUGCAAGAUACCGUCCCAGAAGACCUGAAAACAGCAAGAGGCAUACUGAAAAGACUCCAGUCAAGAGACUUGUACAAGUGUGUUGGCAAUUGCAUUCUAUCACCUGAGGAAGAUGUGCUGGACAUUGAACAGACAAAGAAGAAAAUCACAGAGGAAGUAAAAGAGCACUUCAAAGAAGAAGACUUUGAAACUCUGGACAUUGAACAGACAAAUGAGGAAAUCACAGAGGAAGUAAAGAAGAACCUCAAUGAAAAAUACUUUGAAAUUGUUGUGAUGUCUUUCGAUUAUGGAAAGAAGAAAAAGGACCCAGUAAGCGAUGUCUGGUUUUAUAGAAAAGAAAACGUGGACGAGGCCAUCAACCUCCCGCAGAAAAAGAUAUCCCAGAUGCUUCCUCAAAACUUUCAAGAACGUACAGUGGUUAUCUACUCAAAGGAGAAAACAUUCGAGAAAGCUAUUGCCCGCAGUUUCAAACGAAGAUUUCCUGAUGCCGAGAUCCCAGGGAACUAUGAUGAUGAACCAGCAGCUUCACAAGGCUAAAGAGGAGGUGCCGGUGUACAUAAAGCUUAUGUGUGACAGAGAUAACCCACGACCUUCGAAUGUAUCAUUAUUACAAUCUCUACACAUAUGAUCGAAUAGAUGGCAGAUAAAACUGUUCAUUUAGAGGUCAGUUGGUUUGCUCCAGGGUUUAUAAACGUAUCUUGAAAAUCUAACAGUUUUACAUCCUUCGUGCAUUUUCUGUGUUUUGUAAAGACGAUAUUCCAUGAAAUGUCUACACUAAGUUCAUUCUGCCAUUUUAGACAAGAGCGCGACACUAACAAUUGUUUUGUCAUAGUAAUUUCUACUUCCGUUCUUUAGAGAAAGAAGAUCUUGAAGAGGUGCGUUUAAUGGGAGACUUUGAUUGUUAGCUGAAUUGGAAAAUAGGGUGGUUUUCCAUGUUUGGGGGAUAUUAAGCAUAAUUCUAUUGUACCCUAAAACUUUCCAUUACUGUGAUUCAGAUUCUUUAAUUCAUUAAAAGACACAAAAAACAAAACAAACAACAUUAUCACCCCUGAUAUCUGUUAUUGUGUAUAUACCUUUUUUAAACCAAAAAAAGAAACUACUAGCUAUUUCUAAACUGGUGAUUCAACCACAAAGGUUCAGCCAAUAUUUCUUCUGUUUGACAGGUUUGUACUGCUUGUUGUUUAUAAUAUGUAUCCCCUGCAGCUAAAAGAUAAUUUUAAUGCAUUUAUGAAGGAUCUAAUAUGUAUCAGUCUUAGUCCACCUUCUUCAUACUCUUUACAUAUUGUUGUUCUCUUUAGUCUAACCUUCUUAUAAUCCCACAGAAAUUCUUUAGGGGUAAUGGUAAUACAGAAGAAAACAUAUGUACUAAAGUUGAUAUUGCCAGUGUUUCUAAGACUGUAGUUAUUGCCAGUAUUUCUAAGACUAUAAUUUUCCAUUGUUGAUUGCUUUUUUUCUAGUAUUGAUUACCCAUACAUUUUCCAAAUUAGGGUUGAGAUAUAUACCAAGGAUGUUAAAGUCACGUUCAUGCCAGUCUAAACUACUUUCUGGGUAAAAUUUCACUUUGCUUUCAGUCACUGAAGGGGGUUUAUGUGAUUUUCCCAGUCUUUGGCCGCUGUACUAAGCAGUAGUAUACUCAUUAGAAUAUCAGUAGAAAUGUAAAUUAUAUGACACUGUUGGCUAAUUAAAUGUAAAAACUUCUACGACGAGAUUAUUUCUCUGUUUCCUUGUUUUCGUGUUAUUUGGCAAUACAUUGCAUAUUUUAUUUCACAAGGAGUACGAUGGGUAACUGAAAUUAAUCUGCCAAUUUUAUGUGAAUUUACAUCGUUUCAAACCUGUCUGAGGCAGGGAUGUAUUACCUGACAGAAUCUGAUUCCAAAAUUGAUAUGAAGUUUAUGUCCUAAUCUCAUUUCUGUAAACAAACUUACGGAUUAACUAACUUCUGGUCAGAUUUCCAAACUCCUACAUUACUAGGUAUUAAGUAUGUUGCAGCAUAUGAUGACCAGCAAAUGACAUCAUUGCUUUCCUUGCUUUGAUGAGUUUCAAUUUCAAAGAGUAUUUCAAUUUAUAAGUUGAGACUAGUACGGAAAACCUAGUAGCGUUAUCGCAGACCAUUCUCUGAUAGUGUUUAUGUUUUUGUACAAGUCUCCAUUCAUCCCAGUGUACGAAGAUACUGACGGCGUGCAUGACGUGUACUCCUCAUUGCCCCAAUGUCCCUAAUGCCCCUACAGUCUUUAGAAGAUCAAAUGAUCCAGUAUGUAACUGCAAGAACCAAAGUGAAGUGAUAUCAAAAAGAUUUACAUAUACAUACACUACUGCCUAAAAGAGGAUUUCCUUGAGGAACGGAAACUCCUCACACAAAUAACCAUGGGGGUGACCCUUUCUACAAUAGGUACAAUGUGUGAAGCCAAUUUCUGGAAUAUUGCUGAAAGCGGCGUAAAACCAUAUUCACUCACUUGCUCACUUUCUGCAAUGCUACCUGUACAAUGAUUAGUACAUUCACUUACAUUGACCUUUUGUGUAUAGGAAUAACCGAUGCUCUCAUGGAGCUGUGGAACGUUACUGGUUAAAGGGAUACGAUAUGUUCUUGGUUGUUAAUUCUGAAAAGCAUUGCAAGUGGAUUUCAGAGUGAACGUAAUGCUGUCAAGACAGUUUUUGUUUAAAUACUUGGGGGUGGUAGUUGCCGUUGCUCUCCAACUCACUCUGCUUCUGCUUCAAUAUACACGGGCAGGUUGCUCCACGGCAACUGUAUCUACAUUAUGUAUAUUUCUUCUUUAAGGUGAAAACCCGUUUCAUUUAUGGUUAUAUAAAUAACAUGUGAUUCUUUAUGUUUAGUUUAUGUUCAAUGAAGGUAUUGACAGUGUGAACAUUUGAUAUUGUAUUUAUAACGUCAGCAAUACUCCGUUGUCUACAUAAACUAGGUAUAUUCAUAAUGAAGGCUCGAGUAAAGCACUCAGCAGUGAGAAGUGUGCUUUUGUACAAAAACUGUUGUAAAACUUGACGUUAGGGAAGCACACCAUUCAGUUAUGUGAACAAGAUAGUAUCAUGUUCUUUAGCAUAUCACGUUGUGUUUUUAUAUUAUAUUAUAUUAUUCUUUCUUUCUUUUUAUUGUAUUAUUCUUUUUAUUCCCUGCUUCUGUAAUAAACGUUGUAACACACAA